AUCAUGAAUUACAGAUUUAAUUGGAUUCAAAGCAUCAUAUUUUCAUGAAAUUUUCUAUAUACAGAAUACUAUAUUGGUACCGCCGUAAUAUCUGAUGGUUGGGUGAAAAUUAUUGUCAAUCAUUUGGAGGUUAAUAAGAAUAGAAUGCCUAAAACUACGCCGUUUUAAUACACGGAACUGAACGGAUUUCGAAAGCUAACGAGAGUGAUUCGUUCGGUCACGGGAAUGCAAAUUUGAGUACGAUUUCAAAUUUGUAGGUGUCGUAAACUUCUGUCUGAUAGAUUGGCCGAAAACGGGUCGUCAAAACAUUUGCAUUCAUUUCGUUAGCCACCGUUCAUAAAACCAAUUACCGGUACCUGUUUUACCUUGCACUAUUGACACUAUGAUCAAGGGUGGUAAAUCACAAAUGAAAUAUCAAAUUGCAUAUUUCAGACCAUGGCAGUGAGUGUAUUAAGACGAAAGCGAAUAAUUGCGGUUAUAUUCGCUGUCUGUCUUAUAACUGCACUGUUUUUGUACAAGAAAAGCGUACGAGAGACAUGGCAUGGUAAUGAAGUAGGAGGAUCUAAAAAUAUCGACUUUUCACGGUAAGAUAUGUACUGAUUUUAACUUGAAAGUUCCGCUUCACUCACUCCUUGUCCUUGAGUAUAUUAUUAAAACGCCGCUUUGCUUUCUUUUGUCGCUAUAUAUAUAUAGCAUCAUGCUUUGCAAUGUCAAUAAUUGUAGUGAUAUCAAUAAUUGGGGUUAAGACUUAAAUUCGGCGCUGCGAAAUAUUCAGUAUACGAGAACAGUACAGAUUAAGUUUUAUUUUGCAAGUAAAGCAUGCCGACGACGCGUUUCAAAGUACAGGCAAUCUUUGACCAAUACUUAGCCAUUAGGCUGAGUAAUAAUUAAUAAUAGUUACACUGCAAAUCUUCAGAGUCAAAGGGAGUAUAGCUUUGUACGGCUAAAGGAGUUUUGAAUAACUAGGUCUAGCUGGUAUUUACGCCAAGACGAAAAAAAUUGUUAUAGAUUUUCGGUAUAUCUUUACUUUAAUAAUUUAAGCAAGGGUCAUGUGUAUAAUCUUUAGACGCUUUUAAAGCUUCCUGUGCAUAAUUAAACUAACACAUGUGUUUAUUCAUUAUGUAUGUGAUCAAACUAUUUGCAUUUUCUUAAUUGCCAUGCAAUAAGACGGAGACAUUAAUAAUUCAUGAGUGUGCCGGCGGUUUUAUAUACGAUAAAAAUUUGUAUGUUUAGUACUAAACAUACGAGUUUGCAUACAAAAUAAUUAUGCAAAUACAUCUGAUCUGUUUAUUGCUUUCUUUUAAUACCGGCACAUGUGAGGAAUACAUCUACUCGUACACAUAGUUCAUGUUGACUAUUCGGUGAUCGAAAGCUCUUAAAACGUCGCCGCACACUUGGGGGAACUUGCUUACGCCUUGCCCAUGGUCACGAGUGAAUUUUUGCACAGCAGAUACCAAUCUCGUAACCAGACUCUGGGUACGAGAUUGCAAAGAUAUUGGUGAAGUCGAAAUACUUCAUAUUUCCGUGUCCAUUCUUAGUGCUAUUUUCAUGCAACUGUCCAACUCGUACUUAUAUUAUGAAAUAGUCGCACUAGGUCUUGCAAAUUUGAGAACAGUUUUGAAUUCAUUCCGUAUCGGAGUUUAAAGCGAUACACUUUGCAAACAUAGUUUCAUAACCGAAUGUUGAAAACAAAUUAUUACAAUAUAAGGUUUAAGUUGAGGUAAGCCGGUAAGGUAAAAUACUCGCUCGUUUGCAUUUGUAGACUCAUAAUGUUAUUUUGUAGGCUUGAUUUGUCCAAUGAACCGGAAACGGAAAUAACUACAAUUCCUUUUCCAACCAAAAUAUAUUCUGUGAUUGAACUUGAGGAUGAAGAAACCAGUGACGAUCAAGAUGAAGAAACAACACAAGAUGGAAUCAAAAUGGAAGAACGGGAAAAUUAUGAGAAAGAGGAGAUGUUUGAGGCUGCAGGAGGAGCAAGUAUGGAUGACAAUAUGAUGGAAACAAGAGUUGGAGUAGGAAAAGAAAGAAUAAAUAUUAAAAUAGGAGAAAGGAUAGCAAGUAGUGAACAAAGUGCAGAGGGCGGACGUGACAAUAAAGAUACGACUGGUAGAGAUGAAAUGGAAAAAGGAAUGAGAAAUAUUGAAGAUGAAAAGCAGGCUGGUGAUAAGCUGGAACAAAGAAUUGAGAAUGAAGAUUGGGAAUUUAAAAAUGGAAAGAAAAACAUGGAUGAAAACAAGAUAGAAAGAAAGGAAGAAAUUAAAGAUAGCAGGCAGGAAAACAAGAUGGAAGGAACGGUGGAAGAAAGUAAAGAUGAGAUGAAAGGAAAAUCAACUGAAGAUCAAGAAGCGACAAAAGAAAGAAAGAAUGAACCUCAUAGGGAUGAAUCUCGUAGAAUGGAGGAAUCGCGUAUGAGGGACAAAACUCGUAUGCGAGAUGAAUCUAGUGUAAGGGACGAAUCUCGUAUGAGAGGUGAAAGAGAUGAUUCAGUAGAUGUGCAUGACGACAGAAGACAACCAAAUGUAUAUACUGUCAUGACCGGUUAUGUGAGGUCGACAGCGAAACCCAUAAGACCACUGAGUCCAACUCAAUCCGUUCAAAGAGGAUUGGUUUUGAAAACUUCUACAGUUAAAUCGAAACCCACCAUGCAAGCUAGUACCGAAACUCAUAGGGACAAAUCUCGUAGAAUGGAGGAAUUUCGUACGAGGGACAAAACUCGUAUGCGAGACGAAUCUAGUGUAAGGGACGAAUCUCGUAUGAGAGGUGAAAGAGUUGAUUCAUUAGAUGUGCAUGACGACAGAAGACAAUCAAGUGUACAUACUGUCAUGACCGGUUACGUGAGGUUGAGCACGAAACCCAUAAGACCACUGAGUCCAACUCAAUCCGUUCAAAGAGGGUUGGUUUUGAAAUCUUCUACCGGAACUCGUUCUAGUGCUAAAACGACAAUUCCAAAUGCUAGAACGACAAAAGCCACUUGGGUUACCAAGACGACCGAAAUGAAUAACCCACGUUUGGAAAAAAUAAGACAACCUAGAAGGAAAGCCGAAACGAAUCCACCCACUGUUAAGCAAAGUCCUCCUAGGACACAAACCAAUUCUACAAAGGAACCUCUUGCAUGCAAGAUACCCGCAUUAGACCCAUUUCAUCCACACGUCUUACGUCUACAGAAAAACGUUGGCACAAACCUAAGAAAGAUCUGUCGAAGCAUGUACCCAUAUACCCCUGCAUUCAAAGUAAACAACAAUAAACUGGUAUUGAAAAAGAACGUUAAAGAAGCGAGCAUAGUUAAAAGCUCUAUCAAACUUCAAGAGAUAAGAAGAUUGAGCGACGAGAAUUUUAGGUAUAAGAAGCCUAGAAACCCUUUUAAUGGUUUGUCAAAUCUAUACAAAAGUAAUGAUAUUGGACAGUCAGAUUUUUUCCGUUUGGAGUAUAAAAUUGAUGAACGAUGGGCGUCUGACUUAUAUGCCCGCGUUUCGCCAAAACUUGAUGUUCUGGAAAGACAAACAAAGCUCGCGAGACAAUUUCGCGAGAAAGGACUGCCAUUGAAUGUGCUCAUUAUCGGUCUUGAUUCUAUUUCUCGAGCAAAUUUUAUACGAAAACUGCCACGAGUGAAAUCAUUCUUAGAGACGAAGUUGAAUACUUAUUUCAUGGGAGGAAUGUCCAUAGUCGGCGAUGCGACCACGCCUAUACUGACCGCAAUGCUCACUGGGAAGGAUGAAACAAUGUUGCCUGAAGGACGGACCUCGUUUGGGGGGUAAGUGUGGUUAUAUAAACGUGGGGUCGGUUGUCCGAAGGCCUGAUAGCGUUAUCUCCUGGAUAGUGAUUUUUCAACUGAUGUAAAAAUGGACCUCACAAUAGACAACUUGCAUGUCAGACUAAUUUUUUAUCUAGGCAAAAACAAAGUAAAUUCACGUAAUGAAUUUAUUAAAAUUAAUAAAAUUGCAAAAUUUGGUUACCAAGUGUUGUGAAAUAGGGAAAAUAUAGCCUUGCGAAAUUUGCAUAUUUUGUAUAUGUUUGUAUCAUGGAUAAUAAAAUAAACAAGUUUAUAAAUAAAUAAGUUUAUUUUAUUAUCCAUGGUUUGUAUUACGUGCAAAUUUUUAGUUUUCAAUAACAUUUAACUUUAUUAACUUUAAUAUUUUUCAAUGUUUUUCAAAUAUUCGCAACCACUUUAAGCAAGUUUAGCUAUUUGGUCUGCUUAUCUUGUAAAAUUUUUAUCUGUUGACGGUUUUAUGUGUUUUUUAAAACUGACAAUUCUCGUCGCGUUGCCGAAUCGCAUCCGGUCUGUAUGGGCCUUAAAUAUGUCACGCACAUCACAAUAGACCUUACCGAUUAUUCUCUUUUACCCAAUGGCCUCAUUUUCAUGUCAAAUACUUACUCAUGUUUUGUGCUUAGUAGGGUUGAAAAUUACUUUGUUAUUGAGCCUAAGAACAGCAAGAAACAAAUUCGUCCAGGGAACAUGGGAAUAUAAUCUUUAUCUGCCCCCGACAUACUAAAAUAAGUUAACAUGGAACGAGGCCAUUGGGUAAAAGAGAGUAAUCGGUUAGGUCUAUUAUUAUAUGGCUUCUCAAAAUUUUCUAUUCUGAUUGGUUGACAAGCGGUCCGUAAAAACCUAUAUCCGGACCGUGGUCCGUAUUUUCCGUAUCUUCCGGUGUCCCGGAUGUCGUUUAUCUGGCGGGAAAUUUUUGCUUUGCAAACAGGAAUUUUUUUUGCUUUUUAAUUUUCCAAUUGUGCUUUACCUGUAAAACAAAAUUGUUUUUGAUUGAGCAUGCAUGACUACCGUAUAUUGUUACCCAGUGAAACUGACGAUAGCCGAUUUAAUUCGCGCGAAAAGCAUAUGCCCACAGACUCAGUUCAGCCAUAUAAUAAACCGAUUAUUGACCUCGCUUGUUCGGUCUGUACUGUGAAAUAUCAGACCUCUGUUUUUUGCAUGGACCUCGCUCUUUCGUCGCUCGGUCCAUACUAGAAAACCUCGGUCUGAUAUUUCACAGUACACACCUCACGCUCGGUCAAUAAGCCGUUAUUAUCCAUUCCGAAGUUGAUGAGUAGACUGGGGACGAGUGUUAAAAAGUGCCCAAAUUAAGAAAUGAACCAAAUCACUAAAAAGACCACCUCAAACUUUGUAAGUAUACAAAGUUUGAAGACAUUUACAUGAAUAUCCUUCGAAUAAUAAACUUUCGAAAAUUGUGAAAUUACUGAUUAAAAGAUUGUUUUUGGGACGCGCGUCCCCCAAAACAAAAAUUACAGUACAUUCCACAGUAAAUAUGGCGAUUUUCGAAAGCUUAUUAUUCGAAGGGUAUUCAUGUAAAUGCAUUGAACUAUAAGUAAACUUAUAGAUCAAUAAGUUUACUUAUAGUUCAAUGUGUAAAUGUCUUCAAACUUUGUAUACUGACUAAUUUUGAUGUGGUCUUUUUAGUCAUUUGGUUUAUUUCUUAAUUUGGGCACUUUUUAACACUCGUUCCCAGUCCUCUCAUCAACUUCGGAAUGGCUAAUUGAGUAGAGCACUGUAAUUCUGGUGCUCUGACUACUGAGCUACCCAGUUAUGAAUAUAGAGUAAUGUGUCUUUCAGUAAACCCAUUGAUAAUUGGCCUUGGAUAAUGAAAGACUACGAACGACAAGGUUACAUGACACUCUAUGCAGAAGACGAUCCUAGUGUCAGUUCAUUUAACCUACGAUUAACGGGCUUCACCAACAGCCCCACCCAUCAUUACAUGCGACCGUUUUGGCUCUCCCUUGAGAGCGAGAACGAGAGAGACGAGCCAGGAAGAUGUUCGAAAUCUGAAUCUAUGGUGAACCACACAUUAAAAUACGUCAAGAGUUUUUUCCACGUUUACCCAACUUCAAGAAAGUUCGCUUUCGCUUUUCUUUCAUAUUUAGCGCAUGCGCAUCCGAACCAUCUGAGUUUUGCCGAAGAAGACCUGAUGUGGUUCCUGAGGACUUUUGUGGAUAGAGGAUAUCUUAACGAUACAAUGUUGGUUAUUAUGGGUGAUCAUGGAUCAAGGAACUCGGAAUACAGGGACACAAUGCAAGGGAAGUUGGAGGAGCGCUUACCCUGGUUUUCUGUAUCCUUACCUUCCGACUUUCACCGAAAGUUUGCCGACCUCGCUGCGAACUUGCGAAGCAAUCAAGACAUCAUUACGUCAUCAUUUGAUGUCCACGCAACAUUACGUCAUAUACUGACGUAUCCCAGUGUGCCAACCGGGGAACAGACACAAAGUUUGUUUGAGAGGUUGCCACGCAACAGAACUUGUAAGAAUGCUGGUGAGUUGUGAAUUUUGCAAUGUUAUUUUUUUGAUUUAUCAAUGUUUCUUUUUAUGUGGUGGAGACAGUAUGUUAUGUUAUGUUAUGUUAUGUUAUGUUAUGUUAUGUUAUGUUAUGUUAUGUUAUGUUAUGUUAUGUUAUGUUAUGUUAUGUUAUGUUAUGUUAUGUUAUGUUAUGUUAUGUUAUGUCAUAAUAUGGUAUAUAGAUGGUAUUGUAUGAAAUGUUAUAGUAUAUAAUGUUAUGGUAUAGUGUGGCAUUGUGUUGUAUAUGGUAUGAUAUAGUAUGGUAUGGUAUGGUAUGGUAUGGUACGCUGCGGUAUGGUGUGAUAUGGGAUGGUAUGGUAUGGUAUGGUAUGGUAUGGUACGGUAUGGUGUGAUAUGAUAUGGUAUCGUAUUCUCUGACAUAUUCGCGUCUUGCUUUAACUCAUAUUAGAUGGAUUUAGAAAAGACAACAAAACAAACACGACGUCGCGGUCUCAACUCGUCCAAUGUCGCCACAAGCAUUCACGUUGUUCCAAUGACGUGAAAAUCUUAGUUUAACGUUGUAUUCAGAAUGACAACGUUGUUGACGAUACUCCCCUGGGACCGCAAAUUAUUCAAACUUUUUGUUUUGCAUGAAGAAUUUCUUUUUCAGUUCGCGUUGUGUUGUCUAAAUCAGUCUAUUUUGGGUUUCAAGAAGGCAAUCAGUGGAUUGUGCUUUGUUUACAAUAUAUAAACUAUUUUGUGUUCAAUAUAUAGACCACAGUAAGACUUUUUUUAAAUGUUUAUUUCAUUAACAAACGACGUUUCGGAGAUUUACUCCAUCUUCAGGCAGUUAAUUGAAAUUGUAAUCCUAUUAACUACCUGAAGAUGGAGUAAAUCUUACUCAUGUGGUCUAUAUAUUGAACACAAAAUAUACUAUUAACAUGAGACUUAGGGAAAGUUCGUUCCUAAACAUUUUGAAGAAUAUAUAAACUAUUUUAGGUAUCGCUGAACACUGGUGCCCAUGUUUCCAAUGGUCGCCUACAGACAUCAACUCUAAGCAUGUGCAAAGCAUAGCUGUAUCAGCCGUCGCACUCAUCAACGAAAAACUAUCUAAAGUUCCACUUCUUCACGGGUCAUGUCAUAAGCUGUCAUUAGAGGGCGUCCUCCACGCUGUGACGUUACGACCAAAUAACAAAGUUCAAAAGUUUUACUCCACUGACCAAGACGGAGACCGGAGUGUGAAUUUUGCAGAGAGGACUCAAGAUUUAUUGCGGUAUCAAAUUAUUUUUAAAACCCAACCAAACCAAGCUAAAUAUGAGGUCACGGGACAUGUGUCACGGAAUCAAGUCGCGCUAAACCCAGAAAUCAGUCGUCUGAAUCGCUAUAACGAUCAACCUGCAUGCAUCGCGAAACAAUAUCCUUAUGCUAGAAAGUUUUGCUAUUGUAGGACGUCUGCAUAAAACUAUUUUUUGAGAGAUGGUUUGUACGAAAGUUGGAUGGGGCUAACCCCCGGAAAGGGAUAGUGCAGGGUUUUUCAACCUCGGUAAAAAUGCCUGAAAAGCUGUGAAACUAUACGGACCCCACCGCAGAUAUAGAAAUUAUAUUUUAUUAUAACCUAAUAUAUUUUUAUCAUACCAAAAAUAUAAUUUAUAUACAUACUAAAUGUUAAUCUGGUUUUUGAUCAAUCGAAGGCCAAAUUUAGAAGUCUUAAAAAAUAACGAGCAGUUCUUCAUGCUAUAGGUAACUUUUGCUAACCAGUUUACAUCAGCACUGGCAGGAGUUAGAGCUUUAUGGAGCUCAAAUAAUUCAGGCAAGUUCCUAUCAUCUUACUUUGUAGCACAGGUGACAGGUGAAUAGUUCAAACAAAUCGCUGUUUAAAGGCCAUGUUAAUAAUUUAAAGGCCCAUUUACAAUGAUA
Paramuricea clavata is the source of this 8135-nucleotide messenger RNA. The record is from the annotation of a GenBank genome assembly. Lineage: Eukaryota; Metazoa; Cnidaria; Anthozoa; Malacalcyonacea; Plexauridae.